Messenger RNA from Alternaria alternata, 1059 nucleotides. RefSeq names its product GAF domain-like protein. Bases 261 to 788 code for a protein of 175 amino acids. Gene Ontology annotation, cellular component: cytosol. The record is from RefSeq and is a predicted model, not a curated record. The transcript is spliced from 4 exons. Lineage: Eukaryota; Fungi; Ascomycota; Dothideomycetes; Pleosporales; Pleosporaceae. Gene Ontology annotation, molecular function: protein binding; L-methionine (R)-S-oxide reductase activity.
CCUUGUGGCCCAAGAACAGAAACAGUCAUGUAACACCAAUCUUCAAUCCAUAUUCAUAGAAUCGCUCGCUUACAAAACGUGAAUAUCGUCGUGGAGUAUAGAAGUCGUAAUUAUCUUUGUGUGGAUUCACGAUCGUUGCUCCCCGGCAAGCAUCGGCGACUGUCUAUUGCAGCAACCAUCCUUGUCUUCGUGACACACAAGCAAAAGCAGUCCGAGAAAGAAUUGUGAGACCGAAACGAAAAAACGCAACAUCAACAGCCAUGGUGCACGCCGAUUCAUCAAAUUUCGCCGAUGGAAUGAGUAAGAAGGAGGUUUAUGCACAAGUGCUUGAACAAGCGAGAGCGUUGUUUGAUGGGCAAAGGAAUUGGGUAAGCAACUUCUCAAACACAGCAUCGCUACUUUGGCACGCAUAUCAUUCAUUGCCUUCUCCAUCCUCCGCAGUCAACUGGGCGGGUUUCUACUUCACAUCGCCUACAAAUUCGUCACAACUACUGCUGGGCCCCUUCCAGGGACAAGUAGCAUGUCAAGUGAUUAACUUCGGUCGUGGGGUAUGCGGAACUGCGGCAAAAGAGGCAAGGACGCAGUUAGUGGAAGACGUCGAGAAGUUCCCAGGACACAUUGCAUGUGAUGGAGCGAGUCGGAGUGAAAUUGUUGUUCCCAUUGUACAAGAUGGAAAGGUCGUAGCAAUUAUCGACAUAGAUUGUGCGGAACUCAAUGGCUUCGACGCGGAGGACCAGGAAGCCUUAGAAGAGUUGGCUGAGUUAUUGGCACGAUCGUGCGAUUUUUGAAGCAUGAGCGACGAUGAUCAUCAUAAGACAAGAAUGGGUUGAUGGCAUGCUAGAGACGCCGGAGUGACUAUAUGCUUUUGCGUAUUGGCACUGUAGCCCAGCCGACAGCGUUUAGGUAACGCAACAAAUCUUAGCACACGAGCGAAGUAUUAUUGUAUCUUCAGCAGAAAGUAGCAUUUAUGCAGACAUCACAACAACAUCCAGGUAAUGCGAACUCGAUUCGGAGAGAGAGUGCCAUUGUUUUUGGACAAUUAUAAGUAGUCAUCAACUC